Molecule: messenger RNA, 2357 nt
Organism: Numida meleagris (helmeted guineafowl)
Lineage: Eukaryota; Metazoa; Chordata; Aves; Galliformes; Numididae
Product: TANK-binding kinase 1-binding protein 1-like
Exons: 2
Coding region: 1349-2269 (306 amino acids)
Biological process (GO): protein polyubiquitination; protein monoubiquitination
Molecular function (GO): metal ion binding; ubiquitin protein ligase activity
Source: RefSeq, a predicted model, not a curated record
CAGAAAUAGAAGCAGCAAAAUGCCCUCCCAGAAGUGCUAUUAUUUUCCUUACAGUUACAAAAUCUUUUUAUAAUCAAGUCAGUACUCAUUUAAGUGAAGAGAAAGAUGAAAUGUUGCCUGAUGUUUUGUUUCAUUGCAAACCUGAAAUGUGCUCGCUGUUCACUGUGGCUCAAGACCUUCCAGAGAAUUAAAAAAAAAUUGAGUCAUUAUAUGGCUCAGAGUGAAAACCAUGUGAAAAACUGUGGCUUCUGCUAAUUUAGACCUCCAACUCAGCAAGUGCAUGUGGGUGGCCUUUUGAAGUUUGAGCAGCACAUCUCCUGCUUGAGCAAAAUGGCAUCGUACUCCCGCAGUUAGUGGCACUGGGCCAGCUCGCACCAUCUGAGGACAGGCCCUCCUGCAUUUAUCCCAGCACAAAACGCCAAAGAGGAGCUCAAAAACCAUUAAGGCAUCUGAGGAGAAAGCUUUGAAAAAGUCUGUGCAAAGUCCAGUCAACUGAAACUGCAUACCUUGCCUCCAGUGUGUGGAGGAGAAUGGGCAGCACAGCCAGAAAGCCAAAAUAUUGAUGUAAGAUCCCACAACAAGUCUGUCCAAGAAAGACAGAAUAACAGAAUCACAGAACAACAGGGGUUGGAAAUGACCUCUGGAGAUGAACUUCAGCCCCUCUAAAGCAGGUUCCCUACUGCAGGUUGCACAGGAAAGAGUAAGCAAACAGCAUGCACUGCCAUGAGCACUUGGUACAGAAAGGACCCCGGACGAAGACAUUGCCACCAAUUGGUAUUGCAUGCAAACCAGAACAGGACAAAAAGCGUCUCUCUAAAACAGUACACAGAAGAAGGAUUCAUGUGGAGAUAGGAAAUGUGUGCAACUUCUAUUUUCCCAGAUCUGUCACCUUCACAAAGGACAGUCACUGAAUGAUGGGGCGUGAUGGUGAUGCAGGCCCAGCCCGAUGCCCAGCUGCACGCAGCCCUGCACUGUGAGAUCCCCGACCAAGGGGCUGUGACAGCAGCAGGAGAAGGCUGUGACCUCACCGGACCUCCCUGCAGAACUUGGGGCGCAGCAGAACCCAGCAUCACUCGUGCCUGGACUCUGGUUGAGCGCAGUCGCGAAACUUGGAGCCGCGAACGAGGCUUUGUUUGUGCCGUGCUGUGGGGCUGCUGGCAGCAGUUCCUGGUGCCCAGCCCUCAGCAUCGCCAGCGUUUCCCCGGCCCUGUCUUGUUCAGGCAGCCGGGGCCCCGUGGGGUGCGCUCGCAGCAGCGGAGUUUGUGACAGCUCCUGCCCGCUGCAGCGCCAGUGAGGGGAGCAGCUUUCACAUCUCAGCUCUCCCCAGCCCACCGCACAGCCCAGGGCUAUGGAGCUGCCCUCGGACUGGGCCUGCCCCAUCUGUGGGCAGAGCCGGCACAAUGCAGCCUACGUGACACCGUGCCUGCACCAGCUCUGCUUGGGCUGUGCGCUGCGGUGGGCAAAGCAGCAGCCCACCUGUGCUGUAUGCAAGGAGAACAUCGAGGCCAUCCGGUACUCGGUGUGGGCAGAGGACGAUUACCUCAAGUGCCCCAUCCCACAGCCCGCAGAGCACUCUGAGGACGACCAGGAGGAUGAGGAGGGCUCUGCACAGCCGCAGCUCGUGGCUCCCGAGCAGGGCUUCCGACCUGAGCUCUGGGCAGAUUUCUUCCGUGGAAAUCCAGGAGACCUCGAACCACUGCUCCAGUGGCUCCAGCAGGAGCUGGAGAGGAUCACUGGUGACGAGUGGUGGGAGGUGCUUUCAGCACGGAGCGCUGUCAUGCACCUCCUGAGCACAUAUGGGCUCGACGAGGAUGCCCUAAUCCUGUCACUGGAGGCACAUCUGGCAGACGACACGGAGGAGUUUGUGACAGGGCUCAUCACCACCGUUACAGCCCUGUACGGCCCAGAGCUCCGGCGGCAGCAGGACAGCCAGGCUGCCCGUGAAGCAGGAGGGCAGGACAGCCCCGCAGCCACCCCCAACCCUGCCACCUCCCAGCAGGAGCCUCCUGCCUCCAGCCCAGGCUGCUCCGCCAGCCCUGCAGGCCCCAGCACUGAGCAGCUUCCUGCCGUCCCUCAUGGGGGGCCCGAGCCCCAACCCGCUGCCCCCGUGUCCCCGGAGGAGCCGCAGGAGGAGCCGGGGCAGGCGGAGGCAGCGGGCCCCUCCACCCAGGGCACGGAUCGCUCGCCUGGGGGGACCCGGCGCCCCCCGAAGAGGAGGGCCAGCAGCUGCCACCCGGACUUGCCCCCAUCCCCCAAGAGGCGGCGCUAGGCCGGCACCCACUGCGGUGCUGAGCACGGCUCUGGGGCUGGGAGGCCAACUGCGAUCUUUGUAUAAUUUUAGAGACAAUAAAAAAUGA